Messenger RNA from Monosiga brevicollis MX1, 1458 nucleotides. RefSeq lists its product as uncharacterized. The transcript is spliced from 14 exons. Gene Ontology annotation, molecular function: NEDD8 activating enzyme activity. Gene Ontology annotation, biological process: protein neddylation. NCBI's taxonomy places the organism in Eukaryota, Choanoflagellata, Craspedida, Salpingoecidae. The record is from RefSeq and is a predicted model, not a curated record. The coding region runs from base 1 to 1458 and encodes 485 amino acids.
AUGGCCAAGAAGCCUUGGAGCGCGCUUCCAUUUGCCUCAUCAAUGCCUCAGCGCUGGGCACCGAGCUUCUCAAGAAUCUUGUCCUUCCAGGCAUUGGCUCCUUCACCAUCCUGGACCCAGCAACGGUACAAUCUUCAGACCUCGGAUCCAACCCUUAUUGGCGAACUGAACCGCGAAGUGCGCGGAAAUCAUCGCGAAGAAAGCGUUGAACACUUGGUUGACAAUGAUCCCGACUUUUUUCGGGCCUUUUCCGUGGUUGUGGCCACUCAAAUGCCUUUUGCCCAACUGGCCUCACUCGCCCGGCUGCUGUGGAAGCUCAAGAUCCCCUUGCUGGUUGGGCGGGUGUACGGUCUGUUUGGAUACCUACGACUGGCCGUGCCUGAGCACACCGUGAUCGAGUCCCACCCAGACGAUGCUUUACAUGACCUGCGUCUGCUGCACCCCUUUCCCGCACUGGCCUCCUUUGCCAAGUCCAUCGACCUCGAGCAUUCGCAUGUUCCCUACCCCAUCCUCAUCUUAAAGUGUCUCCAGCAGUGGCAGGCCGACCAUGAGGGAGCACUGCCCAGUUCCUAUGCCCAACGCAAAGAAGUCAAGGCGCUUCUGGAACAAGCGCGACGACAACGCGCAGAUGGACUUGGUCCCGAAUCACAGACCAAUUUUGACGAAGCCAUCCAAGCCUGCAACACGGCACUCCUUCCCAGCGACAUUCCCUCGGACGUGGCUGCCAUCAUGGAUCACCCAGCAGCGUCCACCUGUGACACGACGACGUCAACAUUUUGGAUCUUGGUGCGUGCUUUGAAGCGUUUCGUCAACACACAUGGUUCCUUGCCGCUACGAGGCUCUCUUCCCGAUAUUGAGACCGACACAGCCUCAUACGUGCGCUUGCAAGAGGCCUACAAGGCCCAAGCUGAGGCCGAUAGGAUAGAGAUUGCAAAUUACGUGGCCGAGGAUCUCAAGAUGGUGGGCCGGCCAACCACGGCCGUUCCUGAGGACACCAUCAAGCUCUUUUGCAAAAAUGCAGCCUUUCUGGCCGCCCUGACUUGUCGUUCACUGGAAGAUGAAGCCCAAGCGCCCGAAUCAAGCUUGCUCGAUCGUCAAUUGGAGGAGCCCGAUAAUCAUGCAUUGUUCUACGUCUCGCUGCUGGCAGCAGAUGACUUUUACUUUGGUCAUGGCGCUUAUCCGGGGACUCUGGCUUCGGAUUUUACAGACGAUAUCUUGGAUCUGACCAACAGUGCACAGGGAGUCCUCACGCGGCUGGGUCUCUCCGCCACUGUCAAGGAUGACUUUAUUCACGAGUUCUGCCGUUAUGGUGCUGCAGAGCUACACACGAUCAGCGCCUACCUGGGUGGCAUUGCCGCCCAAGAGGUCAUCAAGUUGGUGACGCACCAAUACGUGCCAUUCAAUAACACGCUCCUGUACGACGGCAUGACCGGCCAGACGCGCUGCUACGUUCUGUAG